Orussus abietinus is the source of this 842-nucleotide messenger RNA. It is a transcript of the gene Pcd, whose product is annotated as pterin-4-alpha-carbinolamine dehydratase. Gene Ontology annotation, biological process: tetrahydrobiopterin biosynthetic process. The record is from RefSeq and is a predicted model, not a curated record. Gene Ontology annotation, molecular function: 4-alpha-hydroxytetrahydrobiopterin dehydratase activity. The transcript is spliced from 3 exons. NCBI's taxonomy places the organism in Eukaryota, Metazoa, Arthropoda, Insecta, Hymenoptera, Orussidae. The coding region runs from base 250 to 660 and encodes 136 amino acids.
AACCUCGCUUUUUUAAAAGGAACAUGUCAGAGACGCCGUACCGGUGAGUCAAGAUUGAUUACAGAAUAUACGUAAAAAAGGAUAUAUCGGAAGGUUUCCUCUGAUAUGAUGAAACAUUUAUUUAAUUUCCAAGCUCCAUGAAAUUGCAAAAGAAUGAUAUCAAUACACACAUAGUGACGAUCUCACCAAUAAGUUAACCUUGUGCUUUGGAUGUAUUGUGGUCUGUAUGUACGGAGAUAAGUCAUAAGUAUGGUGGCCAUACUGACUAAGCUUUAUCAUGGAGGGGGAAUUCGCGCACAGAUCUUUCAUACCGCUCAGCGCUGGCAGACAUCUGUUGCUACUGCAAAGAAGAAAAUGAGUAAAUUGGGCGCAGAGGAAAGAGAGAAAACACUAAAACCAUUGUUAUCGAAUGGAUGGUCCAUUCAAGAGGCAAGAGAUGCUAUUUACAAAGAGUUUCUCUUUAAUAACUUCAACGAAGCUUUUGGAUUUAUGACCAGAGUAGCAAUGCAAGCAGAAAAAAUGAAUCAUCAUCCAGAAUGGUUUAAUGUUUAUAAUAAGGUUCAAAUUACCUUAUCUUCUCACGAUGUGAAUGGUUUGUCAACGAGGGAUGUGAAAUUAGCUACGUUCAUUGAAGAAGCUGCAAAAUUCAGUACCAAAUAAAGUUAAAUCUAUAUUCCCAUGUAAAUCUUAUACUACGUAAAUGUAUAAACAUUUAUUCCAUUUUAACAGAAUUUAAAAUGAGAAUGCUUAACGGAAAGAUUAUUUGUGAGGUGUUUAUGCAAUGUAGCUAUUAUGUACUAUUGUGUAGAAAAUUAAAGUAUAUCAUGGGAUGAAUCUAAGAA